Gadus morhua (Atlantic cod) is the source of this 3008-nucleotide messenger RNA. RefSeq names its product SRY-box transcription factor 11a (gene sox11a). Gene Ontology annotation, molecular function: DNA-binding transcription activator activity, RNA polymerase II-specific; RNA polymerase II cis-regulatory region sequence-specific DNA binding. Bases 182 to 1252 code for a protein of 356 amino acids. Gene Ontology annotation, cellular component: nucleus. The record is from RefSeq and is a predicted model, not a curated record. Gene Ontology annotation, biological process: neuron differentiation; brain development; camera-type eye morphogenesis. NCBI's taxonomy places the organism in Eukaryota, Metazoa, Chordata, Actinopteri, Gadiformes, Gadidae. The transcript has a single exon.
CUAGUUAAGAAGGCAGUUUGUAACUCUGGAAAAAGAAGAGACCAAGAGCGCCUGAGACACAGAACACAGUCACAGAUAUCGUGGCAGAACCCGGCAAGCAGAGCGUCUUAGCAGUGUUUUGCUGUGAGACCCUGCAGCGUCCGGACCAGAGACAAGAGCGACCCCUCUCCUGUGCGGGACCAUGGUGCAGCACACGGACACCAGCGAGACGGACGGCAGCAUGUCACGGGAAGCCACGGACUCGGAGGAGAGUGAAUUUAUGGCUUGCAGCCCCGUGCCGAUAAAUCCCGACUGGUGCAAGACAGCGACCGGUCACAUCAAGAGACCUAUGAAUGCGUUUAUGGUUUGGUCGAAAAUCGAGAGGAGAAAAAUCAUGGAGCAGUCUCCGGACAUGCAUAACGCUGAGAUCUCCAAGCGGCUGGGCAAGAGGUGGAAGAUGCUGAAGGACAGCGAGAAGAUCCCGUUCAUCCGGGAAGCCGAGAGGCUGCGGCUGAAACACAUGGCCGACUAUCCCGACUACAAGUACAGACCCAAGAAGAAACCAAAGCUCGACAGUUCUAAAUCCUCCGCGCCUUCUCCCGAGAAGUGCGGAAAGAUGUCCAAGACGCCCAGCAAGAAAUGUUCAAAGAUAAAGACUAAGACCAGCUCCAAGUCCUCGCAUCAUGGCUACGGAGAGGACUGUGGUUUUCCAAGCAUGAAAGUGACGAAGAUUAUCAAAAGUGAACUCACGGACGACGAGGACGAAGACGACUACGAGGAGGACUAUGUGAUGAGGAUUAAGCAGGAGGACGAGGAGCGCUCCAGACCCUACAAUGUAGCUAAAGUUCCCGCAAGCCCGACGCUGAGCUCCUCGGCGGAGUCCGAGGGGACCAGCAUGUACGAAGAGGUACCUAACAGCAGACUGUUUUAUAACUUCAAGAACAUUACCAAGCAGAGCACAAUGUACCCUGCUUCCGUAUCACCAGCAUCUUCUCGCUCCGUGUCCACCUCUUCCAGCUCCAGCGAGGACGCGGACGAUUUGCUUUUUGACUUUAGUUUGAAUUUUGCCCCCAACGCUCACGGCUCGGAGCUGGGGAACCCGAAUUCAGGAAACCUCUCCCUCUCUCUUGUGGAUAAGGACUUGGACUCGUUCAGUGAGGGCAGUCUGGGCUCUCACUUUGAAUUUCCAGACUAUUGCACACCGGAGCUCAGCGAGAUGAUCGCCGGGGAUUGGUUGGAGGCCAACUUUUCUGAUUUGGUGUUCACGUACUAAUAAUAAUAACAGAGAAGGAGAAUUAAAUUAUAUGUCCUGUUGAAGUUGUUCCUAGCUCUGCCUCCCAGGGUGUGAAGGUCCGGGAAGGAGGAGGCGAGGUGAGGUUGGAGGAAUGAGAUGCUUAAGAAGCUGGUAGCAGGAGAAAGUCUGCAGACGUUUUUCUGGCGGCAUGACAGGGUUUUAUGGAUUUUUCUGUAGGUCUCCAAUUACUGUUCAGCUUAAACGGACCACAAAGGGAAAAAUCUGUGAACUUCUAUGCAUCUUAUCCUCUUUAAAAAAAACUGCAGGGAACUGACAAAAAGGACUGUGGACAGACUCAAAGCAAAUCUGUGAACUGACAAUGUUCAGGAUGUUACUUUACAACGGUUUAUGUAAUUUCUUAAUGCCACAAAUGUUUUGUUUUUUUGUAACUGAUUCCGUUUACCUCCUGGUUUGAAAAUUAAGCAGCCUAAACCUCUUCAGAAUACAGGUGUGGAGGAAACAUUUUGAUACAUAACAGACCUCAUCUUUUUAAAAGAAAAAGUAAGAUAUUUUCAGGCAUAUUUUUGUACAGUUAAAAGGGAAUGUUCUUACUGGGCUUUCAGUGAGUUUCAGGCACUUCUUCCCUUUAUCAUUUCUUUCAGCAUGCAAGGGAGUCCUGGUUUUAAGGAUUAAGUUAAAUUCAAAACUUGCAUCAAAAUGCCUUGUGAUUUUAAACUAGGUUUUGUACAGUUGUAGAGCAGAUUUGUUGAGUAUUUGUAGACGAUUCAAUGGCAUCAAGGGGGCACACAUACCUCAGAGCCGGAACUAGUUUCAAGAUUGUAUAUGUAAUGUAAUAUAGUAAAGUUAGGAGUUUAUGUAUAUCAUACUGGUGAUAUGUGGAUGGGUCCCAAUCGCAGGUGUGAAACUGGAUUUUGGUAUUUUUUAUGGCACAUAACUGUUUUCCCCCCUCUCUCAUUUUUUGUGCAAUAUAUACUCUUUAAGAUACGGACCAUCAACAUUUGUAGCAAGUGAUGGGACUACAGACGUGUGCACUGUCGACAUGCUCAGCUGUUAUGAUGCUGAGCCUGUCUCCACAGGAAUUACACAUCAGCUGGAACUGAUACUACCAUUUAAUAUGGCCUCGGUGGGUGGGAAAUAUCAAUUUGAAUGUUAUUAGUCUCAUAUUAUUGGAUAUUGGGCAUUAUUGUCAACAAAUCUUCUAUCUGAACACCACCUCUCCCAGCAGAGACAAAUUGGAUACUGUUGUUCUCCAGUAAGGGUACUUACUGGUACAGUGGUCUGGCAUUUAGGUCGAACAAGCAAAAAACAUUCCAUAAUAGUUCCUGUUUCAUGAAAUGAAACCUUAUUUUAAAACUGAAGACUGCCUUCUUUUCUUAAGACAUUAACCAUAAACCUGUAUUUUUAUUUCUUGCACUUAAAAAAAAGCAGAUAUUUUUUAUUUUUAUGUGGGUCCUACAUGAAGUCUGUGUGGAUACGAGGUUUGGAAUAUGACCUAAUUAUGCGCCCAGACGUUUGUUGGAGAUUCUAGGCAGCAGUUACUUCACAUUCCAAGUGUGAAUCUGUCUCGACUCAUCUUUUAAUAAAUAAGUACCAACCACCAUCAACUGUCCUUUCAGUUUGUGAAUAUAUGUACACAAAUGUGUUGAUUUGUUGAUAAAGGAUGUGAUGAUAAGAGCGAUGUCUAUUUUGUAUGUAGGCUGAUACUCUGCUACUGGAUGGGCUCAAACAUGUGAUUUCACAUUUAAUAAAACAAAAACAACCUACAACUUGUAAA